Suillus clintonianus is the source of this 366-nucleotide messenger RNA. RefSeq lists its product as uncharacterized. The transcript has a single exon. The record is from RefSeq and is a predicted model, not a curated record. The annotation marks the transcript as partial. NCBI's taxonomy places the organism in Eukaryota, Fungi, Basidiomycota, Agaricomycetes, Boletales, Suillaceae.
UUUGCUGCAGUACUCUACUUCUUUGAAGCCUAUCUGGAAUCUGGUCAACCACCUGCAGCUCUUGCAGUAGUUUCCGUCUAUGGUCCCCCUGAUCCUGCACUCCUGGAAUUUUCGUCAUUCACUGUGUGGUCAUGUGAGUAUCAUGGUGAGGGUGCACUUGUGGUCAUUCCAGUCAGAUGUAUCAAAGCCGUUGUCGCAAUGGUCCCACAUUCACUUCAAGGACACAACCAAUAUUUUGUUGUUGAGAAACCUGGUUUAGACGUGGCAGACAUGGGAGGUUACGUUCACAAUCCUGAAGAUGGUCUCGAGGACGAUGAUUCAAAUACAGACAGCAAUAAUGUACAUGUUCAGGACCAACAGGUAUAA